UACUUGGAAUUGUUUUAUUUUGUUCUGCUUAAUUUUAAUCCUGCUUUUUCUGAUUGUUUUAACAGUUUUUGAAUGAUCUGUCUUGUUUUGCCAUUCAUUUUAUGUUACUCCUUGCCGCCUUCUCUUGCCAGGACCCCAAGAUGUAUAGUGCACGAGUUCUGUCCUGGAUAAAUAAAUGCAUUUGAGUUAAUACUGUAUGAUAAGAUAAUUCACAGGAAAUACUGAAAAGGUGGUACAGUUCUUUUAAUUUUUGUUUGGUGCACAGCAGUUUUAAGCCUUUCUGUUUUUUCUACUGUGAGCUGAAUAAAACACAGCUGUUUUCUGUGUCUUAAUAUAUUUUUGGGCCAUGUUGAAAUUUUUUUUUCCUGAAGAUUUCUAACUGAUUUAUAUCUCUGUAUAGAAACUCAUUGUCUUGUGCUGAUAACGGUUUUGGAAAGUUCAUGCUAAGCUAAUGAGUGGUUUUGUAAUUAUAAAGUGUCCCUUGGCGUAUUGAAGAUUCGAAAGUGUUCUGCACAGCAAAGUGCUGGUUGAAGAACCUAUUUCUUGUACCUUCAGACUGUAAACCCUGAAGACUGGACCUCAUUAGAAAACUCCAGUUGUCUCUAUUUUUAAAGCACACUUAAUGAAGACGCCUAACGCGCAACCAGAAAAUGUGCUUGGGCUGGUCUGAUUUCUAUUAAUGCUUUCUUUGAAGAGGAUCUCCAUAAACCUCUUCUUGAAUGAAGAAAAGUAUGUUUUUAUAGGUGGUAUAAAUACAUACACUCCCUGUCAUUUCAUUUUUGUCUUUCAACAAAGCAGUCCGUUAUGAAAUAAUUUGACCUUGUUAUGCAUCAUAAAAGUACCCCAUCAGCACCUUCCCAUGUAUCGUGAUGCAUGUGGUAUAGCGACGUGUCGUAUUGUGACAUGAGUGUAUGGUUGCUAUGAUUUAACCUCUUUGCUGCGGGAAGAAAAUUCAAUUUUUGGACAAAAUACAUUGUUUGAGUGCAAAUAAUUACAAUUCCAGUAGGAGCUGCCCGGAUUCGGAAGUGUGUGCUCAUACUUCCAGUAUGUAACAUACAGCACAUUCCCUUCCUAAAAAUCCAGAGCAAGCCUGUACAACUGUAUAUCUCUGGAAGCAUGGUCACACGGAGAGACCAGCCUGGGUCUUGUGUUGCUAUGCUCGCCUCCCAACAGGGAAAGGUUAAGGAAAAAUAAAAGACCUUCGUCACUGCGGAGGAGUACCACAGGGAGUCGAUGCUGGUGGAGUGGGAGCAGGUGAAGCAGAGGAUACUGCACACGCUGCUGGCUUCAGGAGAGGACGCACUGGACUUCACCCAGGAAGCCGAGCCUAGUUUCCUCAGCGACACGGGUCCUUCAGGACGCAGUGCUCUGGAUAGCGUGGAAGUGGCUUACGGACGGCAGAUUUAUGUGUUCAACGAGAAAAUAGUAAACGGACACCUGCAGCCCAGCCUGGGGGACCUGUGUGCUUCUGUAGCAGAACGUCUGGAUGACAAGAAUGUCUCUGAGAUGUGGGCCAUGGUGAAGCAGAUGACGGAUGUUCUGCUGGUUCCUGCUCGGGACACGCUGAACAGCCGCACCAGCGUGGAGAUGCAGAUGGCGUUUGUGAGUCGGGCCCUGCAGUUUCUUGAGCAAAGUUAUAAAAACUACACCAUGGUGACAGUCUUCGGUAACCUGCACCAAGCUCAGCUGGGAGGAGUGCCCGGGACCUAUCAGCUUGUUCGCAGUUUUCUUAAUAUAAAGCUGCCUGGCCCCCUUCCAGGGCUCCAGGACGGGGAGGUGGAAGGGCAUCCCGUGUGGGCUCUGAUCUACUAUUGCAUGCGCUGCGGGGACCUGGUGGCAGCCAUGCAGGUGGUGAACCGAGCGCAGCACCAGCUGGGAGAGUUCAAGAACUGGUUUCAGGAGUACAUGAGCAGCACUGACAGACGAUUGGCUCCCACAGCAGAAAACAAGCUUCGACUGCAUUACAGACGAGCCCUGAGAAACAACACAGACCCCUAUAAGAGAGCCGUGUACUGCCUGAUCGGGAAGUGCGACAUCACCGACAACCACGGCGAGGUGGCGGACAAGACCGAGGAUUACCUUUGGCUCAAGCUGAACCAGGUUUGCUUCGAGGAAGACUCCACCAACUCUCCACAGGACAGGCUGACCCUGCCACAGCUCCAGAAACAGCUGCUUGAAGAUUACGGAGAGUCGCACUUCGCUGCCGGUCAGCAGCCCUACCUGUAUUUCCAGGUGCUGUUCCUGACGGCUCAGUUUGAGGCGGCCGUCGCCUUCCUGUUCCGUAUUGAGCGGCUGCGCAGCCACGCCGUGCACGUGGCCCUGGUGCUCUACGAGCUCAGACUCCUCCUGAUGUCGUCUGGUCACAGCGCACGGCUCUUGAGCCAGGAGCAUGGGGAUCCCCCAAUGAUAAGAAGAUUGAAUUUCAUCCGUCUGUUGAUGCUGUACACAAGAAAGUUUGAGUCGACCGACCCGAGAGAAGCGCUUCAGUACUUUUAUUUUCUCAGAAACGAGAAAGACAGCCAAGGAGAAAACAUGUUCAUGCGAUGUGUUAGUGAGCUUGUCAUUGAAAGCAGAGAGUUUGACAUGCUCCUUGGGAGACUUGAAAAAGAUGGCAGCAGAAAGCCAGGAGUAAUUGAUAAGUUUGCUGGAGACACGAGGGCCAUCAUUGGCAAAGUUGCAACGGAGGCAGAGCACAAAGGAUUAUUUGAAGAAGCUGUUAAACUAUAUGAACUUGCAAAGAAUCCAGACAAGGUAAUGGGGCUGAUGAACAAGCUGCUCAGUCCUGUGGUCUCACAGGCCAGUGCCCCUCAGUCUAACAGAGAGAGGUUGAAGAACAUGGCCCUCGCCAUUGCAGAGCGGUAUAGAUCUCAGGGCAUUUCUGCAGAAAAGUCAGUUGACAGCACUUUCUAUCUUCUGCUGGACCUUAUAACCUUUUUUGACGAGUAUCACGCUGCUCAUGUUGACCGCGCGUAUGAUGUAAUGGAGCGUCUCAAAUUGGUUCCACUCAGCCAAGACAGUGUGGAGGAGAGGGUCGCUGCCUUCAUAAACUUCAGUGAUGAAGUCAGACAUAACUUAUCCGAAGUGCUCCUGGCCACCAUGAAUAUUCUGUUCACUCAGUACAAGAGGUUAAAGGGCACGACCCCAGCAUCCCCCGCAAGGCCCCAAAGAGCGCUGGAGGACCGGGACUCUCAACUUCGAACCCAAGCCCGUGCUCUGAUCACAUUCGCGGGUAUGAUUCCGUACCGCAUGGCGGGAGACACCAACGCUCGACUGGUGCAGAUGGAGGUGCUCAUGAACUAGCCUGGGCUUCAGCCCUGAGCUCACAAAUAAGUCCCUUCGAUCAAGUUUCAUGUAUUUUAUACUGUUGAAAUAAAAAUCCAUUUAGUGUU
Messenger RNA from Polyodon spathula (Mississippi paddlefish), 3389 nucleotides. RefSeq names its product nucleoporin 93 (gene nup93). Bases 1234 to 3300 code for a protein of 688 amino acids. Gene Ontology annotation, molecular function: structural constituent of nuclear pore. Gene Ontology annotation, biological process: poly(A)+ mRNA export from nucleus; protein import into nucleus. Gene Ontology annotation, cellular component: nuclear pore. NCBI's taxonomy places the organism in Eukaryota, Metazoa, Chordata, Actinopteri, Acipenseriformes, Polyodontidae. The transcript is spliced from 19 exons. The record is from RefSeq and is a predicted model, not a curated record.